Amoebophrya sp. A120 is the source of this 4752-nucleotide messenger RNA. NCBI's taxonomy places the organism in Eukaryota, Dinophyceae, Syndiniales, Amoebophryaceae. The record is from the annotation of a GenBank genome assembly.
GCGGUUUUCACGGUAUAACCUUCCUUUAAGUUCAUAGAUGUAUUGAGAGCUGCAAUUGGAGAAGACAUCAAUGGCAACAGAGAUGUGCACCUUGGCCGAAGACCACCACUUUUUGCGAAUCUGGUUUGCGCUUGGUUCUUGCGAGAGCGGACGACCUCAGUGGAGUGGCAGAUGCAUGUCUUGUGAAACGUCACGAAGGAGCAAUAUCUGUAUUAUCAAGGAAGGAACAGAAAACGUAUUUCGGAUCCGAAAAACUUGACGUACGGACAGCAAGAAUGUUCCGUUCGGGAGUGCUUCGGGACAGGUCGGUGUCGCCGACCAGUGGCGGUGCGGCGCGACAAAAAAAGGCAUCCCCAACCUCCAGGACUGCACCGGCGUCAAGGGCGCAAAGCGCACACAGACGCAACAACGUCGCGUCAUCCGGAACAAGAUUGCAGAGUCGUGCCCAGGGUGCUGCGAUUGCGAAGCCCGGAGGAUCGAGUUUUAAUACGGCAUCUUCGGCCAAGCGCAGAAGCCCGGCCGCGAUGCCAGGGGCUGGGUUGACAGAACGCGUGAAGCACUUGUUGAAUCGUCCGGAAUGGAACGAUGAUUACGCGCGCGCCCCCGUCCAGCUGUUUGACCCGAAGGACCGGCGGCUCCAGCGCGCGGGCAAAAAGAUGGGUGUGGAAACCGCACUGGAGAAGGCGGUGGACGAAAAGUUGCGGCUCUUGCGAAAGUACGAUGCCAUCGACAGUCCACCCGGGAAAAAGGCUGCGCUGCCGGACGAUCUUCUCCUGUCGCACCGAGCUCUGUCCAAACAGAGCACCUCCUCGUCUUCCACGACGGUAAGUGCGUCUCAGUUUCGCCCACCCGCACGCGCGAAGGCCAAGAAGCCUGCAACUUCGCUACAAAGUCUGCGACAGCUGCAGGCGGCCACCGCGGGACAGCGAAUUUCGCGGUCUGCGCUGAGCACCGCAAAGGGCAUUCUGAAAGGCGUGUCCAUGAAGGGACGACAUGCCGCUGCGCGCUCGGAUUCCGCCGAAAAUAUCGCCGGCAGUCGGGGUGUGUCGAAGAAGAGUGUCUCCUCCUCAGGCGGCGAGGACGUACUGAGGAGUCUACGCAAGAACCCCGAUCGCGAAAUGCUGGUUGCCUCAGGGAAAAAGCUGCUGGCUGACGCGCUUGCCGCUCCGAGAGAAGGCUCAGUAUCUGACGCAGACCGCGAGUACUUGUGCGGUUCGCCAGUACCGCCGAAAUUUCGUUCUGUGCUAUCGGAGCAGCCGCCCGCAACGAGCUUGUCGAUCCAGGAAUGCCACGAGAGAGAGCGCGCCAACCGACAAAACCGUCAGGUUGCGCAGCGCGGCAAGGUCCCUGCGCAGCUACGGAAACCAAAAGCGGGGUCCCCCACGACGGGCCCGCCCGUGUCUUACGCGUUGGGCAUUCCGGAAGGGAUCGCGCAGGCACUCGGCGAGCGUCCGGAGGUGGUUGACCUAGACAAGGUGGAGCGUCGGGUCGAGGUAGCGCAGGCAGAGCUGCGACUCCGUCGGGAACGAGAACAGGCUGAACAAGCGAAGAUGUUGCCCCUCCAGUUGCAGCCGUAUCGGGCGGGUACAUCGGGUCAUCCGGUCGCCGAGAACAGCCGCACCGGAAACCGCAUGCAAACCCCCAGUGCAAGUUCGCCUCUGCUGCUGCACGUGUCGCCGCCGAUGGAGCAGAACUCUGUGAAGACCCUGGCGGAGAUUCGUGCGCUGGACUCUGUGCGCUCCCAGAAUCUUGAACUGGACCGCUUGCAGGAGCGCAAUCGCAACUUACAGAAGCUGUUCGGCCGAGGUAGUCCCCCCGAUGCUGCAUUCGCAAGUGAGAAUCCCUCGCCUUCUCCCGCCAAGGCCAACCUGGCGGAAGUGCAGGCCGAGCGCCUGACGCUGGCGCGGGCGGCCAGUCCCGGGUCCUACUCGGACCGCGAUAUUGCGAAGCUGACGCACCCGCCUCUGCGGGCCGCGGGACCGCCUGCCGGACUCCUCAGUUCGAAGAUCGCCUCAGUUUUUCGCGGAAAUCGUCUCGGGCCGGCGUCGCCCAACCCCGUGCUGGAACAACACAGCCGCCAGCAGGGUGCCGCGGUGAAGGGAACUACCUUUCGGGACCGGAAGGGCAAAAGCAGCAGCUGUUCGCGCAUUCCUUCGCCAAACGCGGUGGCGACGACCCGUCAUCGAGGUUCGCCAACCACAGAAGCUGCACCACUGGCAGGCCGCGCCGAACCACCCGACGAGAUGGAGCACUUCAUGGCGUCGGUGCGCGCCAAGAAGCUGGCGAUAGAGAUAUCCCGAUGAAAGAAACUUGUUUCUCGACCGGGCACGUACAGGUGUUCGCACGGUCCACAGAAAUUGAAGCAAGGCAUGCAAUGUGUCCCUGACUUAUGUUUCUUGUUUUGGUUCGUUUCGGGACAUGCUUCAACUUUCACUACCAUGAAGACCGGGCUGUUGAUGCGUGCGGAACAAAUCAGCGCCGUAAUUCUACCUCCUACUUGAAGAGUUUGCAUGAGAGCGAGUCGGAUAUUGCUUUUGCACUGCCUUUUGGAGCAGAUCCACUCUUGCUUUCACGCGCCUUUUAUGACCACGCGGACAUGAUCAACCCGAAGAUGAUCCUCUUAGCCUGGUCUCGAAGUUCGGGAAACAGCGAUUUCCAUCUGCACAGACAGACCGCGAGAAGAGUAUUCGUGACCGCAUUCAGCAGGAGAACAAGCUGGAAAGCCUCGAGAGGCAGUUGCAACGCAAGUAUCAUUUGAGCGGAGGAAGUAUGGAUCCGCUGGCGCAAAAGUUCCGUGCGAGCCAGCAUCUGCUGCGCGAGUCCGUGAAGAGUUUCAGCGAGGUGAAAAAGCAGGCGACGCAGGAACUGCGGGCGCAGAAGCUGUAUGAACUGCAAAAAUGUCUGGGUCUGGAAGAUUGCCAGAUUUGGUUGGUUGGUUGGUUGGUUGGGUAGCGCCUGUCGCCGGUGCAGGUCCCGCCCUCCAUCGAUUGCGAUCCGGAGUAGCCGGAACACAGUCAUGCUUGUCUGACAUGACUCGGAGCUCUGUCAUGCGUAGGUGUAAAAAGAUCGCUUUGUCUGUCAUGCAAAAGCGCAGUCUGCCAUGCGGAAUACGCUACACAUAGCAGCGCAAAAACUUGUCAUGCUUGGCCACGUCGUAUGACAGUGCGCCCAGUACUCCCUGGCUUGCAUCACAAGUUUCCUGACCCAGACAUAUGUGCAUUUGAUAAGCUGCAAGACCGGUUCCAGACCCUGCCCGAGGGGUACGUACUCCGGAACUUGCGGGAUCCCGACCAGCCGGCAGUCGACAGCGGGAGCAAUGUAUGCAAAGAAAAAACUGUUUCACUGUAAACCUGUAAUGCAAAAAAUGCAUCACUGAAGUGUUUGUCUUGCUGCACAUGCAAGACAAGUGAUUUUUAGCGAUCUUUUCCCUUAGGAUUUUCGCAUGGCACGUUUUCUUUGUAAUGUGUAGCGAACUUGUGAUGUUGCAAAAUCCUUGCAGGGUAACAGUCUUUUGCUUUUCUUACGAUACAAUGCGUACGACGACGAAAAAUUCGAAGACGACGCGGACGACGACGACCGGUUUCUUCUAGCCUCGCAGGAGCCGACAACAUCCAAGCGGGACGGGGUCGUGGCACGCGACUCGGAGGCCGGUGCCGGUUCGAAAAUGGGUAGUACGAAGAUCAAUGCGAAGCUGCCCUUCGCGCAGGACGGUACUGCUAUUCUCGCGGAGGAGGACAAAUGUUUGGACACCUACGUCGCUUUGCGCGAGCUUCCGCGGGUGUCCGACACAACCUUUCGGGAAUUGGAAAACUACCGCUACAACUUCAAGCGGCACCUGCAGAUCGCGCGCGAGGCGCCGCUGCGCGACCAAACGGGGACUUCGUGGCAGGUCUGGUCUCAGCUCGCCGACGACAUCGUGAAAGACAUCGUAAAUCAGGUUGCGGAUGACCUGGACGCCGGAAUCGACAAGGAAAUUGGACUCCUGAUCCGACAGGAGACGGGCUGCUAGGAGGGGUGGGGGCUGAUCAACGCGAUGUGAGUGCGAGGAGUUGUUGUUGAACUGCCGCCCUCAUUGAAAUUUGCGGUCCUUGCAUCUCUCCAUCGAUCGGGAUACAUAUCCUCACUGCUGAUGAUGUUUUCACCGUCAUACAGGAAGUAGGGCAAUAUCGAUGGCACAACGAGGAGGGGGAGUGCCUUACUUAACAUAAGAAAAUACCGAAUAGCGUAUGAAGGUAAAAGUAGCCAACUUGGUCAGAAAAAGAGCGUUCCAACGAAUUUUUUUGAUGUGGGUUCAACUCGAACAAGAAACAAAUCUAUCUUGACCUCAUGCGCCACUCAAUCAUGGGCUUUUGUAAACAUCUUACGUACAAUCAUGAGGCUAAGAACUGUCGGGCACGUAGUGCUUGUAGUUGCUGCUCUACAUCUUCAAUUGAAGACGAUGUCAUGAAAUAGAGCUUUAACCUGGUUGUAGAGCGCGUGUAAAAUCUCUGCGGGAAGUUCACAAAUUCAAACGAAUCCCGCAAAGCAUUCCCAAAUUUCACGAGCUGCAGGGUUAUCUGUUACAGUAAGAAUUCACAUAAAGGAAACGUUUCAACGCCGGGAAUCAUGGAGCAGACACGUGUGCAGCUCCGUUGUUGUCAAGUGAGCAAAGGCUACAACAACAUCACAAAUGUUGAAAACCGAAACGCGACAUCGCGAUCGUGUAUAGCAAAGAAUUUGGCUUGCUACUCUCAGUGGCGAGGCCACCUUCAU